Molecule: messenger RNA, 4027 nt
Organism: Canis lupus familiaris (dog)
Lineage: Eukaryota; Metazoa; Chordata; Mammalia; Carnivora; Canidae
Gene: ARSF
Product: arylsulfatase F
Molecular function (GO): arylsulfatase activity
Source: RefSeq, a predicted model, not a curated record
UGGGAGAUGUCUCACUGCCGGUGUUGUGGGAAAGCCAAGCCUUCCCGUCCACCAUGCUUGCUGCCGCACACCGAGCUUCUCCUGACUGGAGACGGAGGCCCACCUGUCAAAAUUACCCACCGUCUCCGGCAGCUUCUACGUCUAGAGGUAUGUAGGUGCUCACUCUAGUCUUCAGCAACGCGACGUCUUCACCCACAUUGGAUCCGUUGGGGACGACUUCCUUUCCAUCACCUCCUUCUUAGUCCUGCUCUGCUGGCUGACUUUGCCUACCGAUCAUUAAAAACAUAUUUUAAUAUGCUUAUAGAGGUUUACAAUCCAGCCAUUCAAAGAAAACAGCUCCAACUUACACCCUACUGUGGAAAUACCUUCUAAGAAGUAAAACCAAAAUAGUUCGUUGCCGGAAAAGUGCAAAGUGAGGGAACAUAGCUCCCGAGUGACAACGUCUUUGUUUCCCGUAACCCUGCUUUUCUUUCUCACCUAAAUAUAUCCUAAAUAUCCUAAAUAUAAUUUCGAACGAUCGUUCUUUGUGUUAAGCCUAAGAGCGGCUCCCAGGACAUUUUCCGGAGUCCCCGUCUCCGAAGCUCAUGGCGCUAGCAUCACUUCACUGUCCUAAUUGCGAACUGUUUGUUGACACCUGAUGAGAUGAAAGUGCUCCUCGGUUGAAAGGACACCAGAAGGAAACGCAAAGGGGACUUGUGGAGCAAGAAAGGCCGGAAGCCGGCUGCCCCGCUGAGUAGGUGCCUGCCUGGAGCCCUCAAGUGCUCGCCCAGGGGUGAGGCAGCUGGAGGAAGCUGCUUUCCCAGGCACCAUGGCCAGCCAGCAGCGUGUGGCAUCCCGACACUCAUCAUGAGUAGCUCAGUGUCCUGAGCUCCAUCCUGGGAGAGGCUGCGGCGGCUUCUCUGAGUCGCCCUGGGUGGUGCACUUCGCACGGACCUCUCAUUUGAGGAGAGCUUUGACCUGUCAGCAUGGAAACCUAUUGCGUUGCUGGUUGCGCAACAGAAUGAACGUUCAGUGCUCCUGAAUACUCGAUACUAGCACUUAAUCACGGAUUUGGGUGCGUGACGUUAGAUGUGAAGACGGUACAGCUGCCUUCUGUGAUGACCCCAGCUGUCCUAAACCUUAGGCAUGUUGACGCUCACACCCCGGCUGUGAGAACUGUGACCUUCCCAGCUGCAGACACAAGGAAGAGCACUCUCGCGGCUACCUAUCCCGGGGCCUGCCCGUCUUUCCUGUUCUGGAGCCCACAGGUGCUCUGCGUACAUCACGUCUCCAACCGAUCAUCCCAUUUUAUUCCCUGCAAAGACUUUCCACCUUCGGUCUCUAGCUCAGUAUUUCUCAACAGGAGUAGAUCCGAAGCUGAAGGAAUGCUUGAACAGACUCCGAGGGAUGCUGUUCUGGUGGGAUCACCCUUGGACGUCAAUCCGUGGCACGUUGAUAAUUUAUUAAGUGUCCGUCAUUUGCUCUUUAGGCUUUAUGUACCUGCAUGAAGGUCAUUUGGUUGUAUUUGAAACGUCUCCCAACAAGGGUAUGUCGGGGUACUUGACACCUGUCACCUGAAAAUACAUAAGGAAGACGCAGAAAGGAGAAUGCAGUGGGCAACGGGUAAAACGAGGCCGCUGGCUGAGACAUGGCUGCGCUUGCUCCAGGUGACCCACACAGAGGUGGAUGGAGGUCCUCAUCGUGACGUCAAAAUGUGUGACCACAGCAGACGUGUCAAGAGGCCACAAGGUCGUGUUAUCCUGUAAUAAAUUAAACAAGAAGCGCGCUGGAAUGAGGUGGCCCUGAUAUGUCCAUAGCGAACACAGCAAACCAAAACCAGCAAAUGCACUCAUCCCCAAGGAAAUGAAAUUUGGGGAAGGACCAAGCACAAACAGCCGUCCAGCUCACGUUUUUAUCUCUGGCCAAGGAAAAUAAGAAGGCACUCAGCGCCUUGUGAUGAAGCUCAGGAGCCUCUUCGUUGCUCUGUCUUGGAUGUGUGUACUCUUAAACCCAUGCCAGUCCCAAGAGGUACAUGAUGAUAAGCCUAAUAUAGUCCUGAUGAUGGUGGAUGACCUUGGGAUCGGUGACUUGGGCUGCUUCGGCAAUGACACAAUCAGGACGCCUAACAUCGACCGCCUAGCCAGGGAAGGGGUGCAGCUAAACCAUCACAUCGCCGCAGCCUCCAUGUGCACCCCAAGCCGGGCUGCCUUCCUCACGGGGAGAUACCCCAUCCGAUCAGGAAUGGUUUCUAACGCAGUGGAUCGUGUCAUCAUCACACUUGGAGCCCCCGCGGGACUCCCUCAUAAUGAGACGACGUUUGCAGCCUUACUGAAGAAGCAAGGGUAUAGCACGGCACUGAUAGGCAAAUGGCAUCAAGGCUUAAACUGCCAGUCCCGAUAUGACCAGUGCCAUCAUCCGUAUCAUUAUGGGUUUGAUUACUACUAUGGCAUGCCAUUCACUCUGAUUGACCCCUGCUGGCCAGACCCCUCUCGUGACACAGAAUUAGCCAUCAGGAGCAAAAUAUGGCUUUGUGUGCAGCUGGUCGCUGUUGCUGCACUCACUUUCGCCCUGGGGAAACUGAGUCGCUUGGUCUCUCUUCCCUGGUCCCUCAUCUUCUGUAUGAUUCUUUUUAUUUUUCUGCUGGGCUACUUUUGGUUCUCCAGUUACAAAUCUCCUCUGUACUGGGAUUGCCUCCUCAUGCGGGAGCACGAUAUCACCGAACAGCCCAUGAAGGCAGAGCGAGCUGGCUCCAUCAUGGUGAAGGAGGCAAUUUCAUUUAUGGAAAGGAACCGUGAAGGACCUUUCCUCCUUGUUUUUACCUUUCUGCAUGUACAUGUGCCUCUCCCCACGACAACCGAGUUCAUUGGCACCAGCAAGCAUGGCUUAUACGGGGACAACGUGCAGGAGAUGGACUCCAUGGUGGGCAAAAUUCUUGAUGCUAUCGACAAUUUUCAUCUGAAGAACCGCACGCUUGUCUACUUUACAUCAGACCACGGAGGGCAUUUGGAGUCACGGGUGGGCCACUCCCAGCGUGGCGGGUGGAACGGAAUAUACAGAGGUGGGAAAGGCAUGGCCGGCUGGGAAGGUGGAAUCCGUGUUCCGGGACUCAUCCGCUGGUCGGGAAGAUUGCCAGCUGGGAAAGUGAUUGAGGAACCUACCAGUUUAAUGGAUAUUUUCCCCACGCUAGCAGCUGUAUCAGGAAGCUCGGUCCCUCAGGACAGGGUGAUUGACGGCUGGAACCUCAUGCCCCUACUUCAGGGUGAAGUCCAGCGGUCAGAGCAUGAGUUCCUUUACCACUACUGUGGCGCGUUCCUUCACGCCGUGCGCUGGCACCCCAAGGACAGUGAUGCAGUGUGGAAGGUUCACUACGUGACACCCGUGUUCCAGCCGCCAGGAGCUCACGCCUGCUUUGAGACCCUCUUUUGCCGAUGUUCCGGCAAACUAGUCACCUACCACGACCCUCCUCUGCUCUUUGACCUCACCAGGGAUCCCUCUGAGUCCACACCUCUGACACAGGACACAGAGCCCUUGUACGAUGUCGUGAUCAGACAGGUGGCCAACGCCGUGAAGGAACACAGGAAAAGCAUCCUUCCCGUCCAGCAGCAGUUGUCUGAAUUGAAUUAUGACAGCCCGUGGCUGAAGCCCUGCUGUGGAGUGUUCCCAUUUUGCCUGUGUGACACGGAGGGAGGCACCUCCACUGUGCGGGCAUAAGGGGAAGCAAUGAUUGAGAUCGAGCAGUCAAUGUUGGCCAAUAUGGCACCUGCAAAAUUUCGGGAAGGAACUGGAGAGCCAGUGGGUUCAUCUACCAUUGCAGGAUGACUAAAUGCCCAUUGGUUGUGACGCUAUCGUUAACUUCUUUUCUGCUUUUGGUGAUAGGUGUGUAUCUAAACCUGUCUUUCGGUGCUAGAAAACACGCGAUGGCAUCCAUUUGUGCCAUUGUCUCUGUUGCUCUCCAAAGCAAACUCUCCCUAUAAGGUCCUGUGUGCAUCUAACUGGCUGAUGGGGAACGGAAAAAUAGCCACUAUUAAAGCAUCAUAAUUGAAAUUAC